Messenger RNA from Drosophila suzukii, 2601 nucleotides. The record is from RefSeq and is a predicted model, not a curated record. Lineage: Eukaryota; Metazoa; Arthropoda; Insecta; Diptera; Drosophilidae.
GGCAGUCAACAUUUUCAACUCAGACGGAACGCACGGCUGCGCGGACUCAGAUUGAAAUAAUUCAAAACAGAAACGCAGGCUUCCAAAAAAGCGAAACGAUUCCACUCAAAAGGAACAAAGCGAAAUUUGCAAUUUAAGUGAGUGAACGCGUCUUGCCUGUCAUUGCAUCAGUUUGUCAGUCAGUCAGCUCGUCAGUCUGUCCAUCUAUCAGUUCGUCUGUGAACCAGUGUGUGUGUGCCAGUGAGUGUGAACUCUGUGGUAAAGGUCAGAACUCAUAUGAAAAUGUCGAGCGGCAACCAAGAAGCAAUGUCAACAAAAGCACCUGUCACCGCCGUGGACGAGAACAAGGCCUCGUCAUGAUGCACCCAGAAAACCCAUCAUCAUCCUCGUCGGGAUUGCGAUUGGAACGUUUUCGGCCAGCUACCAUGUGAAGGCCUGGCCAUCCUGGUGGCCAUCGUCUUGUGCGGCGGCAGCCUGGGAUUCGCCGACGGGCUCAAGUGCCACAUGUGCGGCCAGUACAACGAGGGCGUGGGCUCCAUCACGCCCUGCACCAACUACACCAAGGACAUUGCCCAUCUCUACCUGAAGGAGUGCACCAAGAAGAGCGAGAAGUUCUGCGUGAAAUAUGUUAGUGAGCUGUCGACCGUACGUGAUUGUGCUACAGAGUGUCAGGAAAAAGAAAUUUGGGAGACUCAAACGUACUGCUGCACCGAGGAUGGUUGUAAUUCCGGCACCCAAUUGGCCUACUCCGUCAUCCUGUUGACCCUGCCCAUCCUAUCGAUGGCCUGGCCCACCUUCGUUGAUUUUUGGAAUACGCGACGUUAAGUGGAUGAACCAACUUAUCUUUAUAUGAGUCUUUUAACUUUUUAGUUUAUUAUUUUGCAGCAAGAAGAAUGUAUAAAAUUUCAAUCGUUAGCAUUUAUUUUAUGUUCGGAAAAAGUUGUUAAAAAUACAAACAAAAUUCUGUGAACGGGACCUAAUCAAACUAAGAAGCGAUAACGCAAAGUUAAACAAAAUUAACCAUUUGAGCCUGUUUUUUUGUGUAUUUUAUAAACUCAUGCGAUUUCGGAUUAUACACGUAUGAAUUAUAUUUAUUUUGCCAACAUGUUUGCUGUUAAUACUUUGAGGCUUUGUAUUUCUGACUGUCUUCCCAAAAAAAAACACAAAUAGUGUUGGUAAAUGAUAACGAAAGCUUAAACAAUCAUAUUCACAAGAAUUAACAAUUGCAAUGCCAAAUUACUAUUAAAAUCGUGUUAAAAAAAUAUAGAAAAACAAUCGCAUUAAUAAAAUAAACCAAAAAGAGAUUAAAUUUAAGUUAUGCCAGCUGUCAAAAGUACAUAAGAAAUCGCAAUCACAUUGAGAUGUCAAAAAUAAAUCAAUAUCGCCGAGUUCGUAUUGGAUGCAUUUCAUAAACAUACUAAUUUUAGUAUACCUAAGGUUAAAUAACGAAAGUAGAAAUUAAUUACUUAGGAUCCCGAAUCCUGCGACUCUUGAUAAAACAGUCUUCAAGAUAAGCUUGAGAUAGUUGUUUGUUUUAUAAUUUGCAUAUAGAACACACAAAUAUUACGCAAAUGUCAAAGUCACAGUGAGUUUAUUUUGGGGUCUGUGACUUUGCACUUUGGAACAGUAAUAUUUGCUGGAAGUCUAUCCAUUAUAUGUUGUUUCUUAAGCUAAUAGCGCCUACUAAGCAAAAUAUUGUUUUUCGUUGGAAAAAGAAACAAAACUAAUGUUUGUUAAAUACAAUUGUGAAAGUAAGCUUAAGGUCGUACGAAUUAUGAUAAUAGAGGCGAACACUAAAGAAAAUCGAAGACGUUUUCACUCCACUGUUCAUGAGAUUCUAAAUUAAAUAUUAAAACUAAAACAACGCAAUGAUAUAAAUCGAUUGAUACUCACGAAUAAAAUACUUGUAGCAAAAUCUAGCUCAGAUAGAAACCAUUCGGCGUAACGUAGGUAAUCAACUAAUUAAUAGAAUUACUUAGAAUUAUCGAGGUUUAGUGAACAAAAGUGAAUUACCAUGAAAGUUCUUAACGAUUUUCUUAUAGAGCACUUAUGCGAUUCCAUUUUUAAUUAUUUAUAAUAAUAAUAUUUUGAACGAUUAAUACUUAUAAACAUAUAUGAUGAACAAUUCAUACGAUAUAUACCUAAAAACAAAAACCUAGAGUUUAGGUCUAAGGGCUUUCACUAUAUUAAAGCAAAAAAACGUGUGAAAUAUGCAAAAAGAGAAGCGAUUAAACACAUACAAAUGUUAAAUGUUAGUUCCUCAAAACCAAAGCAGCUUGUGUACUCGUAUUUAAAGCUCACAUUUGAAUAAUUUGCAUAUGAUUAAAAUCCCCCACAUAACAAAAUGAGUAAAUCGGAUUUUCAUUUAAUUAUAUUAUAACCACAAAUUUUCUCUGACAUUUUGCCAGCUAAAAUGUCGAGCGAUCUGUCUGCUUUGGCCACAUUUAAUGCAAUCAUUUAUUUUUACACUCUCAUCGAAAACAAAUCGAGAAACGAGAAAAUUCCAAUUGAAAUUACAACACUAAUAAUAAUUGUAUGUAUAUGGUAUAUGUAUUUCCAAUAAAAUUUUAAUUUAAAUUUUUAGUAAUAAACUUCAAUAAA